Messenger RNA from Cololabis saira (Pacific saury), 3078 nucleotides. RefSeq names its product kinesin family member 28 (gene kif28). Gene Ontology annotation, biological process: cytoskeleton-dependent intracellular transport; microtubule-based movement. The transcript has 27 exons. Bases 1 to 3078 code for a protein of 1025 amino acids. Gene Ontology annotation, molecular function: ATP binding; microtubule motor activity; microtubule binding. Lineage: Eukaryota; Metazoa; Chordata; Actinopteri; Beloniformes; Belonidae. The record is from RefSeq and is a predicted model, not a curated record. Gene Ontology annotation, cellular component: microtubule; kinesin complex.
AUGCACGGCAGUGACUGCGUCAAGGUGGCCGUCAGAGUGCGACCAUUAAACAAGAGAGAGAGGGAUGCAGGCAGCCACUGCAUCAUCUCAAUGGUGUCGACCUCCAUCAGCAUCUGGGACCCACGUGACUCCCAGAACCAGCGCUCGUUCUGCUUUGAUUACGCCUACUGGUCGUGCAGCAGCUUCACCAGGGACCACAGCGGUCUCUAUGUGCCAGAGGAGCCGGGGGGGCGCUACGCUGACCAGGACAGGGUGUUCCAGGACUUGGGAGAGGGAAUCCUGGAAAACGCAGUGCAGGGCUACAACGCCACCUUGUUAGCGUACGGGCAGACGGGUUCGGGGAAGAGUUAUUCAAUGAUGGGCUACGGGCCAAACAAAGGCCUGAUUCCUAAACUCUGCGACCGACUGUUCCAUGCUAUCAGAGAGAACCAGGAAAACAGACCGUGUCAGGUCUUUUUCAGCAUGUUGGAGAUCUACAAUGAGCAGGUGGUCGACCUGCUGUCUCGGGGGUCUCGUACUCCAGGUGGACUCAGGGUCAGAGAAGAUCAGCUGAGAGGAUUCUACGUGGAGGGUCUGCGGACCAUCCCCUGUGAGAGUGCGGCACAGGUGGAGCAGUUGAUGGAACAAGGGACCAGGACUCGAACCACGGCUGCCACUCACAUGAAUGCCAACAGCAGCCGCUCACACAUGCUCAUUAUCCUGCAGCUCAAACAGAUCUUCUCUAAAGAGAGCAUCACUAAGCAGUCCAACAUCAACCUGGUGGACUUGGCCGGCAGCGAGCGUCAGCGCUCAUCGGGAUCCGAAGCUGACAGACUGAAAGAGGGCACAGCCAUCAACCUGAGCCUCACCACCCUGGGCAACGUCAUCAGUUCCCUGGCUGACAUGGCAGUGGGGAAGAAGGUCGUCCACAUUCCUUACAGAGACUCGGUUCUCACCAAGUUGCUGCAGUCGGCACUGGGAGGCAACAGUCGCACUGUUAUGAUAGCCACCCUGAGCCCUGCUGAUAUCUGCUAUGAGGAGUCUCUCUCCACUUUGCGCUAUGCUGAGAGGGCGAAGCGGAUCCAGAACCGGGCAGUGGUGAACGAGAGCCCCACUGAACGCAUCGUUAAAGAGCUCAGGGCCGAGAACGCCAGACUCCUGCAGAGACUGUGCCGAAUGGGCCACGAAGGACGCAGGGCCAGCGACGAGACCAAGGAGCUUCGUCAGCUGCUGACCCACAACGAACUCCAGAUCAGAGCCAUCCAGACUCUGUGGGAACAACACCUGCAGGAGGCGCUGAAAGACUGGGAGCAGCAGUAUGCCAACAUCACGCAGGAGAGGAGGAUGAUGCAGUUGCAUCCCUACAUCCUGAACAUCAACGAAGAUGCUCAGCUCUCAGGGGUGGUGAAGCUUUUCAUCCAGGAAGGCGAGUGGCACAUUGGACUCUGUGACUCACUCCCAAGAUCCAUCUCCAUUAAAGGCUUAGGGAUCCAAGAGCGUCAUGCUGUGUUCAGCAAUGAACAGCGGCGGGUAACACUGACUCCUCUGGCAGGGUCAAAGGUUAUCGUCAAUGGCAACGCCAUCUCCCAAACAACUGAGCUGCAGCACCUGGAUCGUCUGAUUCUGGGUUCCAACUGCACCUACCUGUUCAUUGGUUUUCCAUCCGAGAGGGGCGGAGACGACUGGAGCCGCUACGAUUAUGAUUAUCUCCAGUCAGAACUUGCAGCUGCAGAGGGAAUCCACCUAGGUGAAGCCAGCGCUGGAUAUAACCAGACGGAUCCCAGCCUGCUGGCCGUCUUCUACGACUACAUCAAACUGAUGCCCAUGGUGGUGGAGGCCAAUCAGAUGAGUCAAGAACUGAACAAGCGGGUGGAGUUUAAGCUGGAGAUCAAGAACCUGGCUCUCUCAGACCCCAAAGGUCACGAUCUGCAGAAGGAAAUUGUUGUCAGAGUCACGUCUAAGGGAAAUAAGCAGGUUUGGAUGUGGUCCAAGGCCAAGUUUGUGAACCGCAAGUUUCUGAUGGAGGAGGUCUACCAACAAUACCAGGCUGAGCAAAGUGGAGACGACGUAUCGGCAGCGCCAAGCGUUGCUUUGCCCAGAGAUAAAGACCCUUUCUGGGAUCCAGUUGAGCCUCUGCUCCUCGGUAGCGCUCACCUCUGGCUCCAGUCUUUGGCCUUUCACAUCCCUCUGGAAGAGCAGCUAGAGGUGUUGGGGUCAGAGGGCACAGAAGAGGCUGUUCUACAAGCACAGCUGGUCCCCUGCACCUCCACUGGACUCCCUCUGGGUGAGGACGACAUCUUAAUUGACCCGUCUGAAGUGCUGGGUCGACAGCUGGACUUCCAGCUGUUCCUGGAUCAGUGUUAUGGGGUUCGCUGGAUACGGGAGGCCCGCAAUCGAGGCAUCCAGAUUGGCUUCAGGUUUUAUGACUGCCGUCAGCCGCUCUACACGCCAGCUGUUUGGCAUAAUGUUAAUCCGCUGUUGGACCACAGGGUCCACUUUGCCUCGUUCCACACCUCCCAGCGGCUUCUGGACUACCUGCAGAGCAGUGCGGUUGUUCUGGAGCUCUGGGGCCUCCAAGACGGAUGCACUCACUUGAGAUCAUCUCUGGAAGCAGUGAGGAUGACUGCAGAGGGCGUCUUCAUCAUCGAUGAGACCGGCCCAGCAGAAGCUGCACCCGUGGCCUCUGCAGAGCUCGGCUGCUCAGUCAGAGCUCUGCAACAAGACUUGGAGGAACUGAAGAGCGUUAACGCCUCAUUGAGGAAAGAAAAUCACAGUCUGAGAGAACAACUCAACACAACCAGGAAUGGUGUGGAAGGAGGGCGUGGCCGGCCACUGCGCCCCAGCUGCGACGCAGAGUUUGCUCGCGCUCUGAAGGUUUUCUACCACAGUAUGACCUCAGUACGAGGUCAGCUGCAGCGGCUGCGCAGACACAGGCCCAGCGUACGUUCGGACCUGCUGGGGCUCAGACUGUUUGUGGAUGAACAUAAUCAUCUGCUCAGAGACUUCUCAGAACAUCUGGAGCAGAGCGUCUCUGCACUCAAACAGGAUGUAGCUGCCAUCGUCCGCCGCAAACGGGAACGAUCUGGAGUCUGGUCCUGA